AUGUCGAUCAUUCAAGUGGAAGAUCUCGUCUCUUAUCAGUUGAGAUCAAAUUAUUUAAACUCAAUCGCAGAUGGCGUUGGAGAGCGACUUAUCACGAUUAACGAUGGGUUUUUAAAUACUGCUGGAUUCAAAGCUGCUGGAUGGCGUACGAAUGCCGCAAAUAUAAAACGAACACAUUCCCCACCAAUACCAACGGCUAUCGCAUCAGAAUACUUUCAAGCACCACCUAGAUCAGCUGGUCUGGCACCUUCUGGUCUUGAGGAUGACAUUGAUGAAGGGGGUUUGCUCACAGGAGGAGCAGGGGAUACUGUUGGGCCAGGAAUCGCCACGAAAAGGAGGCGCAGGCGAGAACAAAUGGAGGAGGAAGAUAGUAGUGAUUUGAGUGAUGAUAGUGAUGAUGAUGGAGAUCAAAGGGCAGCUCAACAAAUCAAAUUCUCGAAAAUGCCUAUACGAAAUCGUUCUGGUUCUUCUCCCAUUCGUGGAUCCAAUCUUCGACAAUCUACUACUGCAAAUUCCCCAUCACGUACUCUCGGACCUGGCAUAAGGAGAGGCUCUCAAUCUGCCGUGGAGGUUGUGAAAGAAAGAGCGAGAAGGGAUACAGUUACGAGUAGUGAGAUGUCAUCUGAUAAUGAGUUUGAUGCAUCUGCCUUUCAAAGACAGAGAGAAUCAAAUAGGAAUGCUGCGAGAGCCGGUAGAUCGGUUCGAACUCAUCCAUCUGAUCCUGAUGUCGGCGUAAAGAGACAAGUGAGUGAUCUCUUAGAAGAAGAGGAAGAAGAUGAAGACUCGGGAUCAGAUAUGUCUUCAGCAUUCGGUGGUAGUAUCGAUAGUGCAUCUAUAUUAGAUAGUGUUGAUGGACCAAUAACUGCCGCGCCAGAGCAUAUUGGUAAUACUAUACCUCGAGAACUUAUACGAUCACCAACGAAAAGAUCAAAGCCAGCGCCUCCAGUACUUCAAGCCUUACCACCUCCUCGUCCUAUUAGUACGAUACAACCUAAGAGUUUGUUGUCAGCAAUGAUUUCGGCCAAGCGAACGAAAGCCGCCAUGCCAUUCGAAAGUUUUGCUUCUCUUUCUGGACAAGGAGAUCCUAAUCCUAUCAAUAUUCGUAUCUUGGCACCAUUUGCUACUUCAACGACGAAGCCUUACGAGGUUUUGAUUAGGAGAACAGUUCAUGAAGAUGAAUCACACAAUCGACCAGUAGUCAUAACUGACCUGAUCGGAUUAAGUCUAUGGAGGUACUUUGAGGAAAAGUUAGAGCCUACGAUACCGCCUGAGAAAUUGAAUGUUAAUCGAUGGAUUUUACGAAUGGUUGAUGACGGGGAGGUAGAUACAGAUUUUCCCCCUCUUGAUCGUCUCAAACCCGUAACAUCAUUUACAUUCGCCAACAAUCGAGCUGCACCUAGAGCGAGAUCAAAUUCCAAAACUUUUGAUGAGUUUGCUCUGGUUGAAGCGACCGACGAACAAUUCGAAGAAAAUCAACAACUCACUCCUCAAUUCAAACAAGAAGCUGUUGCCUCAUCUGAAGCGGAGGAAGAGUUCACUCCUAUCAAUACACCUAAACCCAGUAACUCAUUUCCACUUGGUACCCAGCCUCAUCAAAAUCCUCUCCUUACAACUAUGACAGCAUUACGAAAGAAUUCUACAUUAGCAGAUGCACCUACGAUUGGGACAGCUCUUACUCAACCCACUUCAAGGGGCAGUGGUACUAAAAAGAUAUUGAGUAUUCAUAUUCAUUCAAAUAAUGCUACACCUGGACAACUGGUCGCUUUAGAAGUCACAACCGAUACUUACUUGGCCGAUGUACUCGAUACUGUUUGUAAGAAGAGACAAUUAGACAAAGCAGGACACGUUCUCAAACUUACUGGAUCCGGAACUGUUGUUUACCUUGAUCGUACAGUUGGAUCAAUUGGUAAUUCAUCAGAACUAGAUUUGUAUCGACGUCGUUUUGCUACUGAUGGACCAUUAACUAUGACUGGUUCACCAUCAAGUAGUACACCCAAUUCAUUAAUGAUAGAUCGAGCCGAUCCUCGAAAAACUCGCAAGGGAAAUCAAAUGUUAGUACCUCAUCCUCUUAUGGAGAGUGUCAAACAAGAUGAACUUGGAUGUGCCAAUUAUCGAAGGUAUAUAGUAUGGAGAAAACAACCAAUGAGAUUUGUGGGAAUGAAUGAAAGGGUUAUUUCGAUAGAUGGAGAAUAUUUACAUAUUCUUCCUGCAUCUACAGGAAAGACAAUGUUUGAAGGACAAGGCAAAACAACCACGGUUCAUUUUAGUAACGUGGUUGGUUGUAAAGUGACACGAAGACAUCCAACGAAUUUUAAGCUUGUUGUAUACAAAUCACGAGAGGAGAAACGAUAUGAUUUUGAGGCCAAGAGUGCAGAUGAAGCAGCCGAGAUUGUGUAUGAGAUUAAGAAGGGAAUUGCCCCAUAUCAAACAAAUAAUUAA
Messenger RNA from Sclerotinia sclerotiorum 1980 UF-70, 2439 nucleotides. RefSeq lists its product as hypothetical. Bases 1 to 2439 code for a protein of 812 amino acids. The transcript is spliced from 3 exons. Gene Ontology annotation, cellular component: cytoplasm; plasma membrane; TORC2 complex. NCBI's taxonomy places the organism in Eukaryota, Fungi, Ascomycota, Leotiomycetes, Helotiales, Sclerotiniaceae. The record is from RefSeq and is a predicted model, not a curated record. Gene Ontology annotation, molecular function: phosphatidylinositol-4,5-bisphosphate binding. Gene Ontology annotation, biological process: TORC2 signaling.